Molecule: messenger RNA, 1778 nt
Organism: Centruroides sculpturatus (bark scorpion)
Lineage: Eukaryota; Metazoa; Arthropoda; Arachnida; Scorpiones; Buthidae
Product: cytosolic Fe-S cluster assembly factor narfl-like
Exons: 11
Coding region: 338-1726 (462 amino acids)
Biological process (GO): iron-sulfur cluster assembly
Cellular component (GO): cytosolic [4Fe-4S] assembly targeting complex
Molecular function (GO): 4 iron, 4 sulfur cluster binding
Source: RefSeq, a predicted model, not a curated record
AAAUUUAUUUGAUAAGUCCAAAAAAGGAUUCAGAUAUAAAUAAAUAAAAAAGAUGGAUUUAGUUGAACAUAUAUAAGCAACUUCUUACAAGCUUAGGGUUUUGAAUACCAUCUUCAAGUUGGAACAAGAAUUUAAAGAAAACUGUGAUCAUCAAUGUUAUGGUCCAAACUUGGAUAUAGAGCUAUUUGGAUAUUUGGGAGUCGUGGCAACCAUUUUUGAAUGAGAACAAUUGUCUUGUCUUUUCAACAUUAAAACAAAGUGAACAGUAACCUGUAUUAAGAUUGAGGGACAUGUUUUAUGAUUCUGGCAGUACAACAUUCGUUGCACUCUGUGAGGAAUGUGUGCAUGGUGCCUUAUGGCAACGGAAUGCAUAAAGCCUAUAAAAGUAGAAAAAAAAGAAGGUAAAACAGGUUCUAUCAAAAUUGGAAAUGAUGGAGACUAUUUCAGUGUUUCAGAGGAUGGAAAAACAUCUCGAUUAGAAAAAGCAAAAAUUUCUCUAACAGACUGUUUGGCAUGCAGCGGAUGCAUAACAUCUGCCGAGAGCAUCUUAAUCACUCAACAGAGCCAAGAUGAAAUAUAUCGAGUGCUGGCAGAAAAUUCUCAAUCUAAGGAUAAUCAAAAAACAGUGGUUGUUUCUGUGUCGCCCCAAGCCAGAGCUUCUCUUGCAGCGAAAUAUAAUCUCUCGGUGAUGGAGACUGCCCAGAAAUUAACUGCAUUUUUUAAGAAAUUAGGUAUUCAUUAUGUUUUUGACACAACAUUUUCUCGAUGCUUCAGUCUUUUGGAGAACCAAAAAGAAUUUGUACACAGGUAUCUGGCUAAAGACACGCAAAACGAUUCAUUACCAAUGCUAACAUCUGCCUGUCCAGGAUGGAUAUGUUAUGCUGAGAAGACUCAUGGUGACUAUAUUUUACCUUACAUUAGCACCACCAAAUCACCGCAGCAAAUUAUGGGUUCAAUAGUUAAAGAUUAUUUGGGAAGCAAAAUUAAUAGAAAACCAAAUGAAAUAUACCACGUAACUGUUAUGCCUUGUUAUGAUAAGAAACUAGAAGCUUCUAGGUCUGAUUUUUAUCAGGAUCUGUAUCGGACACGAGACGUUGACUGUGUUGUCACCACAAUUGAAGUUGAUUUGAUGUUGGAGAAAGAAGGAAUCAGUUUUGUGGAUCUUCCAAAUGAGAAACUUGAUUCAGAAUUCCUUAAUUAUGGAAGUGAAGAAUUAAUUGGCCACUCUGGUUCGGCUUCUGGAGGCUACUGCGAAUACGUUUUUUCGUAUGCCGCAUUUCAUCUGUUCGGAAAGAAGGUGGAAAAUUUACAGUUUAAAACUUUAAGGAAUAGAGAUUUCCGAGAGAUUACACUGGAAACGGAAGAAGGAAUCGUCUUAAAAUUUGCCAUAGCAAAUGGCUUUAGGAACAUACAAAAUAUCAUUCAGAAGAUAAAACGGAAAAAGUGUCCUUAUCACUUUGUGGAAAUAAUGGCUUGUCCUUCGGGUUGCAUCAACGGCGGUGCUCAGAUUCGUCCUGAAGACGGCAAGAUGCAAAAUGAAUUGCUGGACAGAGUCAAAGAGCUCUAUCGAUCAGUGAAGAUGGAGCAACCGGAAGAGAACGAACUCGUUGAAACUCUGUAUUCCGACUGGCUGGGAGGAACCGAUACUUUAAAAUGUCAACAGAUGUUGCAUACAAAAUAUCAUGCCGUAGAAAAAAUGAAAAAUGCAUUAGCUAUUAAGUGGUAAAUUAUCAUAUUUGUAUAUUUUGUACAGAAUAAAAUUGUAUAUUAAUAUAAAA